CAUACAGUUUGACAAAUCAAUGGGCUGCAUCCAUAAGAAAGAAAUCCAAAAAAGUGAAAAUUGGAAGAGAAGAGCCACCAUGUCUUCUCCUCCUGCAAUUGUGAAUCUGCGGAUGUUAUUUGUAUGUUGUAUUCUCAUUGCAGUGAAGGGUGGAUGGGAUGAGGAAGUUGGAUUACUUAGAAGAGGAGGAGAACAGAGAGAGUUCGAUUACUUCAAGCUAGCUCUUCAAUGGCCCGGCACCUAUUGCCGGAAAACUCGCCAUUGCUGCUCUUCCAACGCCUGUUGCACUCGCUCAAACUCGCCAUCUGUAUUCACAAUUCAUGGACUUUGGACAGAGUAUAACGAUGGAACUUGGCCUUCCUGCUGUUCUGGUCGCCCUUUUGAUGAGAAGGAGAUUUCAACAUUGCUUGAGCCAAUGAGGAAGUAUUGGCCUUCUUUAAGUUGUGGUUCCCCCAGAUCUUGCCAUCACAAAAAAGGACCAUUCUGGGGUCAUGAGUGGGAAAAACAUGGGACAUGUGCUUAUCCAGUUGUCCAUGACGAAUAUGAAUUCUUUUUGACAACGUUGAAUGUUUACUUCAAAUAUAACGUCACAGAAGUUCUAUUUGAAGCUGGAUAUGUACCAUCAAAUUCCGAAAAGUAUCCAUUAGGAGGCAUCAUUUCAGCCAUUCAAAAUGCUUUUCAUACAACCCCAGAGUUGGUAUGCUCAGGCGAUGCCCUGGAAGAACUUCGUAUAUGUUUCUUUAAGAAUUUUGAGCCUCGUGACUGUGCAUAUGAUACAAGCUUAAGAAGGUCAUGUCCUCAGUACGUCAGCCUGCCAGCCCAUGGAUCAUGGGGGUUUAGAAGCAAUACAACAGCAGCUUCUUAGUCUGCAGAAUGGUCUCUGGUUUCAUCAGAUAAUUUGACGAAGGUGCCGAAUGACCUUGGCUUUAUUGCUUUACGGUGAAGCCUGUCACAAUACAAGUUUCAGCUUCGGAUUGGUUAAUCCUUUCUCAUGUGCAAAUCUACAAGUGGAUGAAUAAUAUUUCCUCUAUACUUUCUAGGUCUAUUAUCAACGUAACCGUAACCAGAUUAAAAAUGUUCCCCUUUCUGCUAUUCCAGUUUAUCAAAGUAAAUUUUCGACAUGGUUUGUACAUACUGGUGCAUGAAUAUAAAGAACUGUUGGGUUUCUUUUA
Messenger RNA from Solanum tuberosum (potato), 1172 nucleotides. Its product is annotated as ribonuclease 2-like. Gene Ontology annotation, cellular component: extracellular region. Gene Ontology annotation, biological process: RNA catabolic process. Gene Ontology annotation, molecular function: RNA binding; ribonuclease T2 activity. NCBI's taxonomy places the organism in Eukaryota, Viridiplantae, Streptophyta, Magnoliopsida, Solanales, Solanaceae. The record is from RefSeq and is a predicted model, not a curated record. The transcript has 9 exons. The coding region runs from base 20 to 865 and encodes 281 amino acids.